UUAGCUUUCGCACUUCGCUCACGUACGGUUUAUUGCUCUAAUUAGUUCCGCUGCCGUUGUUGGCCCUUUUAUCCCUAGCCGCCCACCGAACGGCCCGCGAUGUACGGUGCUAAUCACAAGAAACUAACUCUUUUGAUAUUUCAAAACGAAUCGCUCCGGUUGGUACCUAGUGUACUUUUAACCUGCGCUGACUACGCUCUGAUUGUUGGCAAACUAUCCGGGAGGGACGCAAAACAAGCGACCACACAAGCUAAUCACAUUUCGUUUGCGAAGCGUUUAGUUACUGAAUCCUGAGAGGAUCGUCGAGUUUGUGUGGCCUUGUGACGACGAAACUAGACUGCAACUUUGUUCUCGUUCUGCCGGGAUAGGAACGCUAGGCAAAGUGACUCCCCCCAUUGGAUGGCCCUUGAGCGUCCACUGAGGAGUUCGGACGAGAGACUGUUGGGGGGUACAUGGUAGCAUGGUUGUGACACUGCAUACUGGUUCUAUUCGGUGAAAGUUGUGUAAUUUUGUCGGCUUUGAAGAGGGCCGUUGAAGGAAGUCAACUUGAUAGUACGAGGAGAGAAAAAAAGCAAGAUCAAAAGGAUUCAGCGUUACCGUGCCAACGACAGAAGUGCGGUGUUCAGAGCUAAAGUGGACGAAUGAAGUAUCUACUGCAGUGCUAAACUCAAAUGGCGGUCAAGUUGUUGAAAAUUGUGUUUUCCAGGUGAAAUACAGAUGCUGUGUGAUGUUCGUUUUCGUAAGGACGUAAGAGGAGUACGAUGAGUGAAUAGGAAAGUUUAAAUGUCAAUAAAAGCCGUGAAAAUUUAUUCCUAAAUAUUACGAGUCUGUUGUUACGGAUUUGAACUAGGAAUCAAUCCGAAGGAUUAUGAGAAUAAUUCAGAUACCCCAGAAACGGUGUUGCGGUACAUGGUAUAAUGACUAUUUGAACUUUAAAACACUGUGAGAAUGGUCUGUUAAUUCCCAGCACUACGAACUAAGCCAUUACUUCUAGCAUCUAAUCGUCACAAUUCGAGCGCUGUUCAAGUUUAUCAUUAGAAAACAGCUCAACAGCUAAACCCUCAGAUAAGUGCAGCAGUGAACCGCCCCAGCUCGCCUUGCCAGUGUAGUGCACAGCAAUUUAUGCUUCGGUACAAGCACGCCCAGCCGACAGGAGAAUAAACACUUCGGAAGCAUCCUGGCUGCAUGUGCUUCACAGUUCUUAGAAAACGUGCAUCAUCGCCACCGCAAACAGCCCCUGUGAAGUGGAAAGUGCAUCCUGUCUGAGAGUGUUAUAACACGUGGACUUGAAAGUUCGGAAAUAACAGCGUUCGUGUUAGGUGGGUAUCUAGCGGCAGGAAGCAGACCACCGAGGUGCCAAGUGCGUACCGGAACACCCGGGGUGGAAAGGAAGAAUGCCGGGAGUGGUAUUUCUCGUUUGUGUGCCGACGGCAAAUUAUGAACGGGUUCUAAUUAAUGGAUUGGAAUUCGAAAACAGUCAAUCGUUACCGCCCCCGAUCCCACCCCACCACCAGCAGCAGCAGCAGAAUCAGCUCGGCAAUCUGAACAUAAACGUACCGGAAAAUGCAGUGCAAUCGAGCGAGCAGAGCGAAACUGCUAAUGCAAUUCUGCGACUGGAGGUUGAGCUACGGGAUAAGCACGCGCUGCAGCAGAAUAAUCGACGGCCGGGCAAACCACGACCAUCGCCAGGGAGAGGGCCUCCGCCGCCACCACCACCGGUUAUCAGUAGCCCAUUCGCAGGCCAUGGCGGCGGCGGUAACAAACGGCGGAACGAUAAUUGCUUUGUUCCGAUGGAAAAGGUACUUGACGAGCUGCUGAAAAAGCUCGAGAUUGAGCACGUACUGUGGCAACUGGAUCGGUCCGGUCACAACUUCCAGGUGCUGUUCCCGCUGGCCGCCGGUGAUCCGUGCGAAACGACCCUGCACUGUUUGACCGAGCUGGGUAUCGGCUUACGGGCGAACUCAAGUGUGAGUGUACUACCAUGCAGCGUUUGCUACGACGGAUCUUCGCUGGAUGCCGGUGCGAAUGAAGAUGAAUAUGGGGACGAAAUUGGCGAGGAAAACUCCAAGUGGAACAAAUUUGUCGAUUCGAUCCGCUCGAAGCUGACGGUAAAACAGGUGGUCGACGGAGUCCGGGCCGGCGGUUCGCUAUCGUUCGACUAUCUUCUGCUUAUCGUUACGGCCGAUUCACUGGCCGCCCUCGGACUGGUGGAGAACAACGCUCCGAACAUCACUGCUGCCAUGCUGGUGUCACCGCUGAUGGGUCCGGUUAUGUCAAUUACCUUUGGAGCGAUUAUCGCCGACCGGGAGCUGGUGAAGGUCGGCUUCAUCGCGUUGGGCCUCGGAAUGUUCAUCUCCGUCUUGUUUGGAUUUAUUUUCGGUUUGAUCCUGGGCACAACCGACAUGCCGUGGGGCUUCGGCGACUUUCCGACCGAGGAAAUGAAGGGGCGUGGAAAUGCUCGCUCACUGUGGAUGGGAAUUCUGUGGGCGCUUACAUCUGGCAGUGGCGUUGCGGUUGCAUUACUACAAGGGUCGGCUGGACCGCUGAUCGGUGUGGCCAUUUCGGCCUCCUUGUUGCCACCGGUCGUUAAUUGUGGUCUAUUUUGGGCACUGGCCUGCAUCUGGCUCAUCUACGAAGACAUCAAAAUACCGCAUCUGAAGGGCGAAGCUUUCACCGGAAAUUCAAGCUACGAGUUUCUCUAUACCAAUUACAUCCCGACGGAAUUCCUAAUUAGCGGUAUCGUAUCCGGCCUGCUGACGGUGAUCAACGUAAUUUGCAUCUUCAUCACCGCCAUCAUGGUGCUGAAGAUAAAGGAAGUGGCCGCCCCCUACACCUCUAGCCCGGAUUUGCGAAGGUUCUGGGAAACGGAUAUUCGAACCGCUCGGACGGCUAACCGGACAACCAUUAGGAGAAAGCGAACUGACGAGGCGGAUAUAAUGUCGACGUACGCCGAACUGGAGAACGACCCGAAGGCUCACGGACUGGAGACAGCACUGGAGCAGGCUCUGAAAGAGGCCGUCGACGAUGAUACCUAUCGAAAGGUGAAACGGAUGAGCUACUCGAGCAACGCUGCAAGUGAGAUCGCCGAACGAUUGUUUGGAAUCGGUGGCGUUGGCUCAUCCUCUACCCCUAGUGGCAUUCCACCGAACCGGGCCAGUAUUCGUAAUUCGAAAAAUACGGCCGAUUUGAAGCUGCUGGAGAAGCUGGUUACGUCCCUGCUGGAGGCACAGGACUCCGCCAAUCGGCAGCGUUCCACGGAGACUAUCGGAGGUGGGUCGUCUUCCUCGGUGCGGCAGCGUUUACGACCCCUAUCUCGCUCGUUCCGGUUGCCAAGUUCGAUACGACGCAAGGAAAGCGGAGGAUCAUCGCAGCCUGGUAACGGUGGUGCUGGACCGAUGCCAACCAUUCGCGAAUCGGCUGGCAGUGGUCAUCGGACAAAUUCCUGGGGUGACCAGAAUAGCAACGUUCGGCGGGUGUUGAGUUCGAUUGCCAAUGCACCGCAAAGGUUUAGUCAGUCUUUGGGUGGCGACGAGGAAAGAAGUAAUUUGACGCAGAAUAUUUUAUGAAUUGUUAGUGGUUCGUUGUUGCCUACCGGUCACGUUUGCGAACUACAUAAUUAUAUAUUAAAAUGAUUCCACAAUGAUUUAUAACGAUUUCAUUUUAGCUCACCCUUAUAUGUCUUUGUAUAGUAAAAUAUCAGUUACAACCACUUGGAAACAAGUUCAAAAAGUUUAACCAAUAAAUGACGAACAAAUUAACAAAAA
Messenger RNA from Topomyia yanbarensis, 3764 nucleotides. RefSeq lists its product as uncharacterized. The record is from RefSeq and is a predicted model, not a curated record. Bases 1395 to 3566 code for a protein of 723 amino acids. NCBI's taxonomy places the organism in Eukaryota, Metazoa, Arthropoda, Insecta, Diptera, Culicidae. The transcript is spliced from 12 exons.